AUGCUUUGCUCUUCCUUCAAUUCUCACUCCGGUGGUGGCGAUGACGAUCCCGACGGAAAUAACAACGCCAACGGAACUGCUUCUUCUCGCAAUUUCAAGCUCAAUCAGUCCACCUUUUUAGCUUCUCUUAUGCCUAAAACGGAGAUUGGCGUCGAUCGGUUUCUGCAUUCUUAUCCACACUACGAUGGACGUGGUGCUCUCAUCGCUAUUUUCGAUUCUGGUGUAGACCCAGCUGCCGCUGGAUUACAGGUUACCUCAGAUGGGAAACCAAAAAUUCUAGAUAUCCUUGAUUGUACUGGGAGUGGAGAUAUUGACACGUCAAAAGUGGUGAAGGCUGAUGCUGAUGGUUGUAUUUCUGGGGCAUCAGGUGCAUCUUUGGCUAUCAAUACUUCAUGGAAAAAUCCUUCUGGUGAAUGGCAUGUGGGUUAUAAAUUGGUUUACGAGCUUUUUACAGAAAAAUUGACUUCUCGUUUGAAGAAAGAGAGAAAGAAAAAGUGGGAUGAGAAAAACCAGGAGGAAAUUGCUAAGACUGUUAAACAACUUAAUGAUUUUGAUCAGCAACAUCGCAAGGUGGAGGAUGCUAAACUCAAAAAGGCUCGUGAAGAUCUCCAGAAUAGACUUGAUCUUCUUAGAAAGCAAUCUGAGAGCUACAAUGAUAAAGGACCUGCCAUAGAUGCUGUUGUCUGGUAUGAUGGAGAGGUUUGGAGGGUUGCUCUUGACACACAGAGUCUUGAGGAUGAUUCAGAUCGUGGGAAGCUUGCUAACUUUGUACCCUUGACUAAUUAUAGGACUGAGAGGAAGUAUGGUGUCUUCAGCAAAUUAGAUGCUUGUACAUUUGUAGUCAAUGUCUAUAGUGAUGGGAAUGUCUUGAGUAUUGUAACAGACAGCUCUCCUCAUGGCACCCACGUUGCUGGUAUAGCUACUGCGUUCCACCCAGAGGAGCCUUUGUUGAACGGAGUUGCGCCUGGAGCACAAUUAAUAUCUUGUAAAAUUGGCGACUCUCGCUUAGGUUCAAUGGAAACUGGAACCGGUUUGACUCGGGCACUGAUAGCUGCUGUGGAGCAUAAAUGCGAUCUUAUAAACAUGAGUUAUGGGGAGCCAACAUUUUUGCCGGAAUAUGGUCGCUUUGUUGACCUCGUGAAUGAGGUGGUAAACAAACACCGUCUGAUAUUUGUAAGCAGUGCUGGUAAUAGUGGGCCAGCGCUAAGCACUGUUGGUGCACCUGGUGGUACCUCUUCAAGCAUCAUAGGUGUCGGCGCUUAUGUUUCUCCUGCUAUGGCGGCUGGUGCUCAUUGUGUUGUUGAACCUCCAUCUGAGGGGCUUGAAUACACAUGGUCUAGCCGAGGACCAACGGCUGACGGAGAUCUUGGUGUCUCUGUAAGUGCUCCCGGCGGGGCUAUCGCUCCUGUUCCUACGUGGACCCUUCAACGGCGUAUGCUCAUGAACGGGACAUCAAUGUCAUCUCCAUCAGCCUGUGGGGGAAUUGCAUUGCUCAUAAGUGCAAUGAAGGCAGAGGGAAUUUCUGUGAGUCCAUAUAGUGUGAGGAAAGCCCUGGAGAAUACAACUGUUCCAAUCGGCAAUUCACCGGAGGAUAAAUUAUCCACUGGGCAAGGGCUUAUGCAAGUUGACAAGUGUUAUGAAUAUAUACAGCAGUCUCAAAAUAUUCCAUAUGUUUGGUAUCAAAUAAACAUCAAUCAAUCUGGAAAAACAAAUCCUUCAUCACGGGGCAUCUACCUCCGAGAGGCUAAUGCUUGCCGACAAUCUACUGAGUGGACAGUGCAAGUUGAUCCCAAAUUCCAUGAAGAUGCCGACAAGAUUGAAGAUUUGGCUGUAUUUGAGGAGUGCAUUGAGUUACGCUCUUCAGAUAGCACAGUUGUGAAAACUCCCGAGUAUCUACUGCUCACUCACAACGGCCGUACAUUCAACAUAUUAGUGGAUCCUACCAAUUUAUGUGAUGGUCUGCAUUAUUAUGAGGUAUACGGUAUUGACUGCAAAGCACCAUGGCGUGGUCCUCUUUUCAGAAUUCCAAUUACUAUAACCAAGCCCGUGUCUGUAAUUGAUAGACCUCCACAAGUUUCAUUUUCAAAGAUGCUAUUCCAGCCAGGCUGUAUAGAAAGAAAAUAUAUAGAAGUGCCUCAUGGUGCAUCUUGGGUUGAAGCAACCAUGAAUAUUUCAAGUUUUGAUACACCUCGAAGAUUUUUUGUGGAUACAGUUCAGAUAUGUCCAUUGCAAAGGCCUUUGAAAUGGCGGAGUGUUAUAAAUUUUUCUUCUCCUGCUUCCAAAAGCUUUACCUUUAGGGUAGUAGGUGGUCAGACAUUGGAACUAGUCAUAGCUCAGUUUUGGUCAAGUGGAAUUGGAAGUCAUGAGAGUACCAAUGUGGAUCUUAAGGUUGUGUUUCAUGGUGUAAAAGCUAGUCAAGAGGAAAUUAUACUUGAUGGGAGUGAAGCACCUGUCAGAGUUGAUGCUGAAGCACUACUUGCAUCUGAGAAACUUACACCUGUAGCUAAUCUAAAUAAGAUAAGAGUCCCAUAUCGUCCUAUAGAUGCUAAGAUUAGUGCACUUUCAAAUGACCGUGACAAACUCCCCUCUGGAAAGCAGAUGCUAGCUCUGACAUUAACAUACAAAUUCAAAUUGGACGAUGGAGCUGAAAUAAAACCUCAAAUACCAUUUCUAAAUGGUCGGAUAUACGACACCAAGUUUGAGUCUCAGUUUUAUAUGAUUUCUGAUUCAAAUAAGCGAGUAUAUUCAAGUGGAGAUGCCUAUCCAAACUCUACCAAACUCCCCAAAGGAGAAUACAAUUUACAGCUAUAUGUAAGGCAUGAAGACUUGCAGAUUUUGGAAAAAAUGAAGCAUCUGGUGUUAUUCAUUGAGCGAAAUUUGGAAGACAAGGACAUCUUUCGGUUAAGCUUUUUCUCUCAACCAGAUGGCCCACUGACGGGAAAUGGUUCCUUCAAGACCUCAACAUUAAUUCCAGGUAUAAAAGAAGGAUUUUAUCUUGGUCCACCACCAAAAGACAAACUUCCCAAGAACUCUUUACAAGGAUCUGUAUUGGUCGGAUCAAUAUCAUAUGGAAAACUAUCAGUUUCCGGACAGGGGGAGCAUAAAAAUCCAGAGAAGCACCCUGCAUCAUAUAAGAUUUCUUAUAUAGUUCCCCCAAAUAAGAUUGAUAAGGACAAGGAAAAAACUUCUUUAUCUUCCAAGAAGACUGUCUCUGAACGUUUAGAAGAAAAGGUACGAGAUGCAAAAAUAAAAGUGCUUGGAGGCAUAGAACAAGAAAGUGAUGAAGAUCGCUUAGAAUGGAACAAGUUGUCUGCCUUGCUCAAAUCGGAAUAUCCAAAGUACACUUUGUUGCUUGCAAAAAUUUUGGAAGGCUUGGUUUCAAGGAAUAAUAUCAAAGACAAUUUCAAUCAUAAUAAAGAGAUAGUUAACGCUGCAAAUGAGGUGAUUGGCAGUAUUGAUAGAGAAGAGUUGGCAAAAUCUUUUGCACUGAAAAAUGAUCCAGACGAUGAGGAAGCAGAGAAAACCAAGAAAAACCUGGAAUCAACCAGGGACCACUUAGCAGAGGCACUUUACCAAAAGGGGCUUGCACUGGCCGAAAUAGAGUCUUUAAAGGAAUUAGAAAAUUCCCUGGCUUCGGCUGCAACAGAAGGUGCGAAACCUGACGAGCAAUCGAAGGACAAUGGUGUUCAUCCAGAUUCGUUUGAUGAGAACUUUAAGGAACUGAAGAAGUGGGUUGAUGUUAAGUGCACAAAGUAUGGGAUCCUGUUGGUGACACACGAGAGGCGCAGUCAAAGGCUUGGAACAGCAUUGAAGGUACUAACUGACAUAAUUCAAGAUGACACAGAGCCUGCCAAGAAGAAACUGUAUGAACUAAAGCUCUCUUUGCUUGAAGAAAUUGGAUGGACUCAUUUAGCUACAUAUGAGAGACAAUGGAUGCUUGUGCGUUUCCCCCCUACCUUGCCUCUUUUCUAG
Molecule: messenger RNA, 3972 nt
Organism: Vicia faba (fava bean)
Lineage: Eukaryota; Viridiplantae; Streptophyta; Magnoliopsida; Fabales; Fabaceae
Source: the annotation of a GenBank genome assembly